Messenger RNA from Lolium rigidum, 1921 nucleotides. RefSeq names its product sugar transport protein MST4-like. The coding region runs from base 258 to 1811 and encodes 517 amino acids. Gene Ontology annotation, biological process: monosaccharide transmembrane transport. Gene Ontology annotation, molecular function: monosaccharide transmembrane transporter activity. The record is from RefSeq and is a predicted model, not a curated record. The transcript is spliced from 4 exons. Lineage: Eukaryota; Viridiplantae; Streptophyta; Magnoliopsida; Poales; Poaceae. Gene Ontology annotation, cellular component: membrane.
AAGCUCUAGAGUGGUCGUACAAGACCUCAGGUCAACGGCAUUAUCGGUUCCCAAAAGGAAAAGUCUUGAUGCUAUCUAUGCCCAACUUUCUACCAGCUACUCGAUGUUCCACGUGUACCAAACGCGUGAGCGAGCCAAUGCGUUUGAAGUUUCUCUUGGACUGGACUGUGCUCCGAUCCGUGACUUCCUGUGUAUAACAAGACUUGGAGCCUUGUGCGCACUACAUCUGAGACCAGCUUCGUCGACAAGGGCGCACCAUGCCGGCAGGAGGGUUGUCGGUGUCGGCGCCGCCCGGCAUGGAGUUCGAGGCCAAGAUCACGCCUAUUGUAGUCACCUCCUGCGUCAUGGCGGCCACCGGUGGGCUCAUGUUCGGUUACGACAUCGGCGUAUCAGGCGGGGUGUCGUCAAUGGAGGAUUUCCUGCGUGAGUUCUUCCCGACGGUGCUGCGAAACAAGCACGACAAAGAGGGGAGCAACUACUGCAAAUUCAACGACCAGGGCCUGCAGCUCUUCACAUCGUCCCUCUACCUCGCCGGCCUCACCUCCACCUUCUUCGCCUCCUACACCACCCGCCAACUCGGCCGCCGCGUAACCAUGCUCAUAGCUGGCGCCUUCUUCAUCAUCGGUGUCAUUUUCAACGCUGCUGCCCACAACCUCGGCAUGCUCAUCAUCGGAAGGAUCCUGCUUGGCUGCGGCGUUGGCUUUGCCAACCAGGCCGUUCCUCUGUUCUUGUCGGAGAUCGCGCCGCCUAGAAUCCGCGGGGGGCUCAACGCCCUGUUCCAGCUAAACAUCACAGUCGGCAUUCUCUUCGCCAACAUUGUCAACUUUGGAACUAGCAAGAUCCACCCAUGGGGAUGGCGGCUUUCCCUGUCCCUCGCCGGCCUUCCGGCCUUGCUGCUCACAGCAAGCGCGCUCUUCAUGGUGGACACGCCCAACAGCCUCAUCGAGCGCGGCAUGCCGGAGCUGGGCAAAGCUGUGCUGAAGAAGAUCCGCGGCACCGACAACGUGGACCCGGAGUUCAACGAGAUCGUGGAGGCCAGCCGCGUCGCCCGCAACGUCAAGCACCCCUUCCGCAGCCUCCUGCAGCGCCGCAACCGUCCCCUGCUCGCCAUCACCGUCCUCCUCCAGAUGUUCCAGCAGAUGACGGGCAUAAACGCCAUCAUGUUCUACGCCCCGGUGCUGUUCACCACGCUGGGAUUCAAGGCCGACGCGGCGCUCUACUCCGCGGUGAUCACGGGGGCCGUGAACGCGCUGUCCACGCUCGUGUCCGUGUACACGGUAGACCGGGUGGGGCGGCGGAUGCUGCUGCUGGACGCCGGCGUGCAAAUGUUCCUGUCGCUCGUGGCCAUGGCCGUCGUGAUGAGGAUCAAGGUGACCGACAACUCGGACAACCUCGACCGCGACUGGGCCAUCAUGGUCGUCGUCAUAAUCUGCAACUUCGUCUCCUCCUUCGCCUGGUCGUGGGGCCCGCUCGGGUGGCUCAUCCCGAGCGAGACCUUCCCGCUCGAGACGCGCUCCGCGGGGCAGAGCAUCAGCGUCUGCGCGAACCUGCUAUUCACCUUCGUCUUUGCGCAGGCCUUCCUCUCCAUGCUCUGCCACCUCAAGUAUUUCAUAUUUCUGUUUUCCGCCGUCUCUGUCGUCGUAAUGUCGCUCUUCGUCCUGCUCUUCCUCCCCGAAACGAAAAACGUACCUAUCGAGGAGAUGGCUGAUACAGUGUGGAAACGUCACUGGUUCUGGAAGCGAUUUAUGAAUGACGAGGGCAACAGCCACAGAGUCGGCGAAGCCAACAACAUCUACAGUGCCGCUAUUUAGCUCGUAUUGUUGAGUAACAUAUUGUAUAGGUAUAGGUUCGCGUGUUUUCUCAGGAUUGUACCUGUAAUUGUACAUGUGUCCGCCUAUAUAUACAUGAGCAGCCAGUCCUA